Molecule: messenger RNA, 3465 nt
Organism: Xyrauchen texanus (razorback sucker)
Lineage: Eukaryota; Metazoa; Chordata; Actinopteri; Cypriniformes; Catostomidae
Product: P2Y purinoceptor 2-like
Exons: 2
Coding region: 129-1163 (344 amino acids)
Biological process (GO): G protein-coupled receptor signaling pathway
Cellular component (GO): plasma membrane
Molecular function (GO): G protein-coupled UTP receptor activity; A1 adenosine receptor binding
Source: RefSeq, a predicted model, not a curated record
AAUCAGUCAAGUAAAGAUGAUGGGCCUUGUGCAAGUCCAAUCAAGUUGUUUUUCCUUGUACUGGAAGCAUGAAGGACUUACAGAUGAAUUCAACCUGAGAACCUGAGAGAAACAGAUCUGGGUCCAAAAUGGCAACACUAAACAACACCGGACCAACCAAUGACAGUGACCAGUAUCAAUGUGUUUUAAAAGAGAACUUCAAGUACAUUCUCCUCCCAGUCAGCUACAGUCUUGUGUUUGUGGUAGGCCUGGCAUUGAACUUCACUGCCAUGUACGUUAUUCUGUUUCAAACCAAACGCUGGAAGCCCAUCACCAUCUACAUGAUCAACCUCAACGUUUGUGACACCCUUUACAUCCUUACCCUUCCGUUCCUCAUCUACUACUAUGCUGAUGAGAACGACUGGCCGUUCAGCGAGCCGAUGUGCAAGCUGAUUCGCUUUUUGUUCUACACAAACCUCUACGGAAGCAUCCUCUUCCUCAGCUGCAUCAGUCUGCACCGUUUCUUGGGCAUCUGCCACCCGGUGCGCUCUUUGCCCUGGAUGGAUGCGCGUCGUGCUUGUUGGAUCUCGGUGGGCAUAUGGGCAACAAUGCUCUUAUUCCAGGCACCAAUCCUCCACUUCUCCAGAAUGAAUGAAAAUGGUAAUAUGCGGGUGUGCUAUGACACGACCAGCAAGGAGCUCUUCAACGACUUCCUAGUUUACAGCUCGGUGGUUAUGGUUCUUUUCUUUGUCCUACCAUUUGGGGUGGUGCUGGUCUGCAACGUGUUGAUGGUACGGAAACUUCAGGAACUCACUGUUGGUGGAGGCCCCAUGUCACAGCACUUCAAGCAGAAGUCGGUGAAGAUGAUCAUAAUUGUGCUCUUAGCCUUCAUGUUAUGUUUUCUUCCCUUUCACUUGAACCGCAGUAUAUACUAUACCUUCCGCUACAUGGACAAGAAGGUGAGCUGCAAGAUGCUAGAGCAUGCUAGCAUGGCCUACAAGGUCACGCGACCUCUGGCCAGCGCCAAUAGCUGCAUCGACCCCAUCCUGUACUUCAUGGCAGGGCAGAGUUUCAGAAGCAGUAUUAGCAAAAAGCCAAAAACAAGCCAAAGGGGUAAAAAUAUAAAAUCUCCAGCAACCUCAAUACGUACUAGAGCAAAGGAUGCUAAUGGAGAAAAUCUCUGAUUAAAACUAUUUGUGAAAGGGGAAGCUGUGACGGGCAACUCAUAAUGGACGGCAACUGUCAACACUGCAACAAUUACAACAGUCCAUUGGAGACUCCUGGACAAAAAUGACUAAAAUCCCCCCAAAAUGUGUUGUUAUAUAAAUAGAAAGACCUUGUGACCCUCAAAGGGAUAGAUCACCCCAAACCGAAAAUUCUCUCAUGAUUUAUUCACCCUCAUGCCAUUCCAGAAGUGCAUGACUUUGGUUCUUCUGCAGAUCAAAAAGUAUGAUUUUUUGAAAGAUAUCUCAGCUCUGUAUGUCCAUUGGAACUAGUUUCACAUUAUUAACACCCACAGUCCGUUCUUAUUCACCAUGUCUGACCGUCUGAUGCAUCCUUAACACAAAACUGGGAAGGACCCGGUGAAAAUGGCCGGUUCCUAUCUGAUUGGCAAGCUUAAUCCAUAGGUUGGGUUGUGCCAGUCCACCUGGAAAGAAGUUUUGUUUGCAAGGCACCAGAUGACCGUCUCAAUUUGUGGAAAUGUGCAGUAAUGUAUCUCACAUUGUAAUGUGUUUGACUUGACUUUCCCAUUCCAGUUUGAUGAAUAUACAGUGGUCAAAGUUUAGCUGAUUAGCAUGAUACAGUUAUCCCCUUUUUGUAUGCCAUAACUACACCAUUCUGCAGUCAAAAAACAUCUUACAAUAGAAGACGGUGCAAAAAAGAUGGGAAGUGUUCAGUGUUCAGCAUAAUCACAUUGUUUGAGUUUUGCAGCAGUCUAAGUGACACGCCAUAGGCUGAGGACCAGGCCAAUGAGAGACGGCUGAAAUAUGAAGACAUGAGUCGUACAACCCACACUGGAGAACUGCAGCAUGAAUUAGGAAUAAACAAGCAGAGCAGGACCAUACAGGUAUACAGAGCAGGCACAAUUGUUGCAAACCUGAAGGUGUCUACUGAACACGUAUGUGAGCUACUUUGAGUUUGUAUUUUUUGCAUAUUUAUGAUUAUCAAGAUUUCUCAAUGAUUUUGUUACACUAGUUUGGGGAAAAUUGAUUAAAUACUGUGUUACCAGAGAGACCAGGACUAGUUGUCACAUCAGGAGGCUGUCACAAGGGCUAUAACUCAUUAACUAUCAUUUUAAAUAAGUUUUGAGUCAAAGUCAAAUUGUACAAAUGCUUGUUUAUCUACAACUAUUUUGAAAAUGUCUUAAAUUAUAAUACAUUUUUGGAAUGAUAUCCUCCAAAAAUAAAAUUCCAAUAUCAUCAUGUUUUUUUGAAAUUGUUGUGUAAAUAAGUGAACGCAAUAAGAAAUGAGGAUAUAUUGCAACCUGAAGACUAAACUAUGUUCUCAGGACUUAUCAGGCGGGGGCAGGUUGCAUCUUGUGUUUUAAAUGUUGUAAAUUGUAUUAUUUACUAUACCUAUUGGUCAAAAUAAUUAUAUAUAUUUGUUUGUUAUCUUUUACCUUUUUGCCGUUUCAUUCACUGUUUUGUGCCUCAUAAUUGUUUUACUGUUUAUGUUUAGCUGAAAAGUCUGAAUAUUCUUAUUAAAUAUUAAUAUCCAAUUGUGACAACUUACACCAUAGUGUGACAGCAUGCCCUUCUGUUGGUUUGUGUUUACAGAGGAAUUGACUCUACCAUGAGUAACAUCAGCUGGCUUUAAAAGUGAUAAUGGUUGACCUAAUACACAUUAGAUGGCGUAAAUAGGAGUGAUGUUAGGGUGUGUGAUAACCAGAUCUUCUAUUUAGUGCCACUUUAAAAGCUCACUUAUCCAUCCCGAUUUGAGUAGAAACAUUUGGGAAUUUCUUUGACGCCAUGUUGAGAACAUUGUUGCAGGAUAUAUUUGUAUGCUGUUGUCAGGAAAUCGUAUUCUUGAUAAUAAUUUGUUUAAUUGUUUUCCUGUAAAAAUAUCUAAAUAAUCCUUAAAACAAGAACAAUAUGAUUUAUCUUGUAUUAAAAACGACACUGCAUAAGAUAUUUAGGUUUUUCAGAGAAUGUAUUUUUAACAUGUGUAUUUUGUCUUACUGUACUGGCAGAGUUUUAUAGUCAAAUCAAGUGAAAAAUCUACCAGUGCUGAAGAAGUAAUCCAAAGUAUUUAGAAUACGUUACUGACCUUGAGUAAUCUAACAGAAUAUGUUACAAAUUACAUUUUACAUCAUGUAUUCUGUAAUCUGUAGUGGAAUACAUUUCAAAAGUAACCCUCCCAUCCCUGGCUGUUGUUGCACAAUGCUAUUAAUUUGUGGGUUAUUAAACAUACAGUGUACCAGUUCUUAAAUUUGUGAGAUGUGAUUAAGUAUUCUGUUUGAAAAGCAGUGACAUCAUGUCCAAGAUG